Molecule: messenger RNA, 655 nt
Organism: Chiloscyllium plagiosum (whitespotted bambooshark)
Lineage: Eukaryota; Metazoa; Chordata; Chondrichthyes; Orectolobiformes; Hemiscylliidae
Source: RefSeq, a predicted model, not a curated record
CACAACUUCCGGUGGGUGAAGUGUAUCCGGUAGCGCUGGCACCUGGGCCGGGAACCGGGAGAAGGUUCCAGGCGCCACCGCCGCCAUGUCGGUUGCCAACAAGUCGGUGGAACUGCAGCUGCAGGUGCGGCACCAGACGGAGGAGCUGCAGGAUUUCAUGAGGGAGCUGGACGGCUGGGAGAAGGACAUCAAGAAGAAGGAUGACGAGCUCCGGAGGCAGAGCGGCCAGGCCCCGGCCCUGGACCCGACUUUGCCACCUGUAAGAAAUAGGAAUUACAAGAAAAGAACAAAUAAAAAGACUGUUUCUCAGAACAAUAAAAAGAACAAAGAAAAUAAACCAACACGGAUAAAAUCUUAUGACUAUAAGUCUUGGGAAAAGUUUGAUGUGGAAAAAGUAUUGGAAGAACUGGACAAAAAUGACAGUUCUCCAGAGUCUGACACAGAAGAUGAGGAAAUAGACGUAGAGAAAGCUCUUUCAGAGAAAGAAAAGGGUAAUAAUUACUUCAAACAAGGGAAAUAUGAUGAAGCAAUAGAAUGUUAUACCAGAGCCAUGACUAUGGAUCCAUAUAACCCAGCCUUCCCUACAAAUCGUGCAUCAACUUUCUUAAAAUUAAAAAAGUAAGUAUAGUUAUAAAAGUAUUGUUAUGAACCCAGC